AUGACCUGUGACGAGGAGAUGAACAAGGGAGAGUACGGUGAAUCAGAGAGGAAGACGCGAGGUGACGACACGAAAGAUCAACGAAACAGAUCUGUAGAAGAUGACAAGGGCAGGGGCCCAGAUGUUGAAGACGACGACAAGAUACAGAGAGAACACAGCGGAGCAAACGAUGGAGUAGGGGACCCGACGCCGGCAGCCAGAGGCUUUACCGGCAUCGAGAGAGAUGGCUUGCACUGCUGA
This is a messenger RNA of Eruca vesicaria subsp. sativa (arugula), 240 nucleotides long. The record is from the annotation of a GenBank genome assembly. Lineage: Eukaryota; Viridiplantae; Streptophyta; Magnoliopsida; Brassicales; Brassicaceae.